This is a messenger RNA of Halichondria panicea, 2318 nucleotides long. RefSeq lists its product as uncharacterized. NCBI's taxonomy places the organism in Eukaryota, Metazoa, Porifera, Demospongiae, Suberitida, Halichondriidae. Bases 176 to 2155 code for a protein of 659 amino acids. The transcript has a single exon. The record is from RefSeq and is a predicted model, not a curated record.
UAUUAAUGUGCACAAGGUGGUCACAUGUCCAUGGCAAGAUAAUCUCCAAAGUGUACAGAAAUUUGUGUGAUCAACAAAGUGAUCAGUACGUAGAUCUAGUUGACAUUCUGAUUGUGAAGCAAGGCCUAAGGAGCAAUAGAAAGUUGCUAGCCAAAUUAAACUGUCAGCUUCAGCCAUGGGAACUCCAAGUGAAAAAUCACCCCUUGUGGAUCAGCGGGAGAUCAUCAAGCCUGAUGCUACUACUACUACAAAGUAUCGAAUUGCAGAGCUCAUUUCGUUAACAAUUGCAACGGUUGUUCUAGUAGUAAUGUUCAUUGUGAAUGGCCUUGCUGCUUCUCCAAAUGCGGCCGAAGUUGGUCUUGGAAAUGGCACCACUGCAGUCUCAAAUGAACAUUGCGUUGAAAUUACCCCUGCCGGAUGGACCUUUUCAAUUUGGGGAGUAAUCUACACCUGGCAAGCCCUCUGGAUUGUGUAUAGCUGGUCUUUCGUGUUUCGCCCCUCUUUUCCACGAUCGAUUGUGUUCCUGACAUACAACUUCUAUACUAUUGCCAACCUUUUCAAUAUCAUCUGGAGCUAUUUGUGGGGCAACGACUAUGCCCAGGUAGGAUAUCCUAUCAUUGCAUUGUUUUCGAUCGCUCUUUAUUCCACCAUCUCUGUGCAAGCUAUAUGGUUGUACAGGAUGACACCAACCCUGAUGACAAGGAAAAGUUACAAGAUCGAUUUGUAUAUCACAAGGUUCUUGGUUCUCAACGGAAUUUUUGUCUAUGCUACCUGGCUGACAGCUGCUACUGAGCUAAACUUUGCAAUUCUCUUGCAAGACUACAUUGGAUAUACCAGCCAAACUGCUGCCACAGCAGCUCUCUCCGUCCUCUCAGUCGUGAUUGUGCUCUAUUUUGUCCUCGAGAACACUAUUCUUGAUAGAUUCCUACGCUUUGUGUUCAUUGUCUACCCGGUUCUGAUCUGGGCACUCUCCGGAAUUCUAUCUGCCCACUGGGAAACCGAUAGUGAUGAGUGUCUCCUGUUGGGAAAAAUACCCGUAUCGCCAAGUCGUGUGAAUCCAAGAUUCACUCUAGGAGUUCUUAUUCUUACCGUUGUGCUAUUUGCUGUUAGGAUUGUCCUGUGGGUUUUGUUUGCCCUUUUUAGGCCUUUGUUCAAAAUUGGUAGUGAAAAAUCACCCCUCAUGGAACGACUUGAGAGCCUCAAACCUGAUACUACUACAACUACAAGUUAUCGAAUUGCAGAGCUCGUUUCGUUGAUAAUUGCAACCGUUGCUCUAGUAGUUGUGUUCAUUGUGAAUGGCCUUGCUGCCUCUCCAAAUGCGGCCGAAUAUGGUUUUGGAAAUAACACCACUGCGGUCUCAAAUGAACAUUGUGUUGAAAUUACCCCUGCCGGAUGGACCUUUUCAAUUUGGGGAGUAAUCUACACCUGGCAAGCCCUCUGGAUUGUGUAUGGUUGGUCUUUUGUGUUUCGCCCCUCUUUUCCACGAUCGAUUGUGUUUCUGACUUACAACUUCUACACUAUUGCUAGCAUUUUCAACAUAAUUUGGACCUAUUUGUGGGGUAACGACUAUGCCCAAGUAGGAUAUCCUAUCAUUGCGUUGUUUUCGAUUGCUCUUUAUUCCACAGUCUUUGUGCAAGCUAUGUGGCUGUACGAGGUGACACCAACCCUACUGACAAGGAAAGGUUUCAAGGUUGAUUUGUACAUCACAAGGUUUUUGGUUCUCAACGGAAUUCUUGUUUAUACGACCUGGCUGACAGCUGCUACUGAGUUGAACUUUGCAAUUCUCUUGCAAGACUACCUUGAAUAUAGCAGCCAAAUCGCUUCCACAGUAACUCUCUCCGUCCUCACAGUCGUGAUUGUACUCUAUUUUGUCCUCGAGAACACUAUUCUUGAUAGAUUUCUACGCUUUGUGUUCAUUGUCUACCCGGUUCUGAUCUGGGCACUCUCCGGAAUUCUGUCUGCCCACUGGGAAGCCGAUACUGACGAGUGCCUUCUGUUGGGAAAGAUAACCGAAUCUCCUACUGCUGUGAAUCGGAACUUCACUCUAGGAGUUCUUAUUCUUACAGUUGUGUUAUUUGCUGUUAGGAUUGUUCUGUGGGUUUUGUUUGCCUUUUUUAGGCCUUUGUUCAAAACUGGCAGCUAUGAAGUUGCCUAAAAAAACUUACGUUUGACUCGUUUUAGCUUUAGUUAUUUACUUAUAAGGAGUUGUAGCUUUUGCACACCCUCAGUCACAGAUAGUAUAAAUGUAUAAGGUUUUGUAGCUCUUGCAUUAUUUUGAUGCUCACAACUUUUAAAGAUUGGCUGAAGAGUUAUUGAAA